Plasmodium inui San Antonio 1 is the source of this 195-nucleotide messenger RNA. RefSeq lists its product as hypothetical. NCBI's taxonomy places the organism in Eukaryota, Apicomplexa, Aconoidasida, Haemosporida, Plasmodiidae. The record is from RefSeq and is a predicted model, not a curated record. Bases 1 to 195 code for a protein of 64 amino acids. The transcript has a single exon.
AUGAAUGAAGGUUUCUCAGGAGUUUUGGACGCCGAAAGCAGCCAGAGUCCCUGCAGACAACAGAGGAGAAACAUAGAGGAGGGAGCGACAAGCAGGGUGCCACUCCAACCCAAAAAUUUAUUGUGGAUACCCUUUUGGGACAGCACCCUAGGACUCAGAAGGAAGAACCCAAUAGCAAACAGAGGGAUUCUAUAG